Guyanagaster necrorhizus is the source of this 1450-nucleotide messenger RNA. Its product is annotated as oxalate decarboxylase. Gene Ontology annotation, biological process: oxalate metabolic process. The coding region runs from base 1 to 1392 and encodes 463 amino acids. The record is from RefSeq and is a predicted model, not a curated record. NCBI's taxonomy places the organism in Eukaryota, Fungi, Basidiomycota, Agaricomycetes, Agaricales, Physalacriaceae. The transcript is spliced from 18 exons.
AUGGUCCAAAUCUCUGCUGCCUUGGUAGUUAUCAUUCUCCUCGCGCCACUCAUCGACGCUGCACCAGGAAAACGUUCUUCUAACGUGACUGCGUCUGACUCGGAAACUUCUGCGUCUGCUAGUACCAUAGAUCAGACGGUCACCGUGUCGUCGACGGACACGGCAGCGUCAUCGACUGCGACCGUUCCUUUCGCUAGUUUGGACCCAAAUGAGGUGCUUUGGAACGAGACCAGUAGUCCCUCAGUGGUCUCUGCGGAACGCGGCAAGCUUGGAGCAUCCGUCCUUGGCCCAGACAACAUUCCUCUUGACCUCCAAAAUCCCGACACAUUGGCCCCUCCAACCACGGACUCUGGGACAAUUUCAAACGCGAAAUGGCCUUUUUCUUUUAGCCACAACCGUUUGCAGACAGGCGGCUGGGCUCGUCAAGAGAACAUUGGGGUGAUGCCAAUCGCGACCCAAAUGGCCAGCGUCGAUAUGAGAUUGGAAGCCGGAGCCAUUCGUGAGCUGCAUUGGCACAAGACUUCGGAAUGGGCCUAUGUUUUGAAGGGUUCCACACAGGUGACCGCUGUUGAUACCGAAGGUCGAAACUUCAUCGCUACGGUGGGCGCUGGUGACUUGUGGUACUUCCCUCCUGGUAUUCCGCACUCUCUCCAAGCUACUGCUGACGACCCAGAUGGUUCCGAAUUCAUCCUGAUCUUCGACGAUGGAGCAUUCAGCGAGGACUCUACGUUUUUGUUGACUGACUGGCUUGCUCAUGUUCCAAUGGAAGUCCUCGAAAGGAACUUCCUCUUCAACAACUCUGAGGCUUUUGCACACAUUCCGGCUCAGGAGCUCUACAUUUUCCCGAGCACUCCUCCUGCCGAUGAUGCAUCUGAUCCUGUAAGCCCGCAAGGGACGGUACCAAAUCCCUUUUCUUUUGCACUGUCCAAGGCAAACGCCACCCAACUGUCAGGCGGGUCCGUCAAAGUCGUGGAUUCUACGACUUUUACGGUUUCGACUACUAUCGCUAUGGCUGAGGUCACGGUUGAACCUGGGGCUAUCCGUGAGUUGCACUGGCAUCCAACCCAGGACGAAUGGAGCCUUUUCAUUGAGGGAGAGGGGAGGAUGACGAUAUUUGCGUCCCAAGGCACGGCUAGGACGUUCAACUACCAGCCUGGUGACAUCGGUUAUGUUCCCGCUUCCAUGGGACACUACGUUGAAAAUACCGGAAACACGACGAUGAAAUACCUGGAAAUCUUCAACUCGGAUCGGUUUGAGGAUAUCAGUCUGAAUCAGUGGCUGGCAUUGACUCCACCGGACUUGGUAAAGGCGCAUCUGGACUUCGAUGAUGCCACUAUCGCGCAGCUUUCCAAGACUAAGCCGACUGUGAUGGGGCCCGGAUCGUCGGUCUGAAUUUUGUUUUUCAAAAUUCCUUCAAGCAUUCGUAUCUAUGUAUAAAUUUAUUACUGCC